Molecule: messenger RNA, 841 nt
Organism: Osmia lignaria (orchard mason bee)
Lineage: Eukaryota; Metazoa; Arthropoda; Insecta; Hymenoptera; Megachilidae
Source: RefSeq, a predicted model, not a curated record
UCGGCAAAUGUUGUCAUGACACUUUUACGUCCAUAUUUUGGGAAAGGUCAUACAGUGAUAACAGACAAUUGGUACACAAGUCCACAUUUAUAUAAUUUGCUACAUAAACAUAAAACAAAUGCGUAUGGAACAGUACGGAAAAAUAGAUGUUUUUACGUACAAAGAGAUAUGCCCCAUAUGGAGGGAAAUAUGAGGAAAGGAAAAUUUGACUACCGGUGUACAGAUAAUUUAUUGGCAUUGAAAUGGCGAGAUAAAAAAGAUGUGUGGAUGUUAUCGAGUGCUUACGAACCUAAAAUGAUAGAAUCUGGUCGAAGACAUUAUCUUACAGGAUCGCAGAAGUUAAAACCAGAAUGUGUUGCAGAUUACAACAUCAAGAUGGGUUCUGUGGAUCGUGUUGAUAUGGUUUUAAGCACACUUGAUUCAUCCAGAAAAUGUCUAAAGUGGUAUAAAAAGUUUUUUUUCCAUUUAUUAGACAUCUCAUUAUAUAACUCCUAUAUUCUAUAUCAAAGUGUUACCAGUAAAAAACUAAAAUAUAACGAUUUCCACCUGAGAUUAAUAAAACAAAUUCUGCAAAAAUAUCCGCAAAAUAGGAAUCAAGCGGGUGGUGGGAAAAGAAACAUAGAAAUCUUACCAUUCCGUCUGACGGAUAGACAUUUCCCUUCGAAAAUUUUAAAAGCAGGAGGCAAUUUGACAAGAAGAAAAUGUGUUGUCUGCAGGAAUCACAAAAAAAGGAGGGAUACACCAUACGAAUGUAAAAAAUGCGACAUCGGAUUAUGUGUUGAUACUUGUUUUGAGAUUUACCAUACGCAAUUGAACUAUUAAUUUUCCUAUUGUUCUUCUU